AUGCGCACGUAUGGGAAUAAUACAAAUCAGUUUUUCCAGCCUAGUCUGCAGAACCGAGAUUCACAGCCACACAACCUGAGCAGCUUGCAGUCUGGAGCGUUAUUGCAGGCAGGACAAGGUGACAGCCGUGCUUCUUGGUCUCAGAACACAAGUGGCUUUACGUUAGAUCGAUAUCCGUCUCAGCAACUGUGUAGCUCGGGAUUUGCGGGUGGGACUGUGGUUAAUGGCAUUGGUACAUUUCGAACGAGCGAGGAAGACGGAAUCUGCGAGAAUCACAUCUCAUUCUGUUUCAAUCGAGAUUUGGAUGAAUAUCCGUCUAGCCAGCUUUCUACGGUAUCUUCUGGUUAUUCGCGAGCUGACAUAUGUGGUUCGGUAGCGGGACAAAGAAACGAUGGUAGUUAUGCUAUGGUACAUGCUGUGGCUAACAGUAACAACAUUUUACCGAGUGGUGGUCAGCUAAGCUGUCCCCCCAUCUUCACGAGUGCUCCUAGUAAGACAGUUUAUCUGGGCAAUAUCCCACCUACUUUGACAGUCAAAGCACUCCUAGAUCAUGUGCGCAGUGGGGUCGUAGAAGAGGUAAGAAUACUGCCCGAUAAGAUGUGUGCGUUUCUUACUUUUGUGGACGAGAGUGCAGCUUUACUUUUCCACUCGGAUGCGCUCUUGAAGAGGCUACAUAUCGAUGGAAGAGACAUCAAAAUCGGCUGGGGAAAGCCGACGCCGGUGGACCCUUUUGUGGCCAAUGCUAUUCGUAGCGAUGGUGCCACGAGGAAUGUUUACAUAGGACAGCUCAACACAGAUACCGAUAUUGCAUCGCAAGUUGGUGCUGAUCCAACUGAGGAAAAGAUAACGGAGGACAAACUGAAAUCAGAUCUUCAAGAGUUUGGUGAGAUAGAUUGUGUCAAGAUUGUAGCUGAAAAAGGCAUUGCAUUUAUUCAUUUUGCAUCAAUUCUCAGUGCCAUCAAAGUAGUAGCAAAUCUAGCUAGUACUAAUGCAUACUACAAGAACAAGAAGAUCUUCUACGGGAAAGAUCGAUGCGCGUUCAUCACGAAGACCCAACAGCAUAACGCAGCACAGUUCUUGGGUAUUCAUCCUGGGAUGGAUAGAUCGGCGCAGUUCAAGGACUACGAAUUGAUCUCGAAUGCUCUAUUGCAGCAGUCAGCGGCAGCAGCAGCUAUUGCAACGUCAGCUGGGGGACCAAAUAACCUGGGGAAUAGAACGGUUUAUUUGGGAAAUCUACCGAAAGACGUCAAGAUCGAGGAGAUUUGUAACGUAGUGCGUGGGGGUAUACUUCAGGCGAUAAAAUUGCUAUCCGAUCGACAUGUUUGUUUUGUGACGUUCAUUGAUCCCGCGGCCGCGGCUCAAUUCUACGCAAUGAGUUCGCUGCAUGGAAUAACGAUACAAAAAAGACGCUGCAGGGUAGGAUGGGGCAAACAUCCGGGACCUCUUCAAAAUUCCCUAGCCCUCGCUGUCAGUAACGGAGCCUCGAGAAACGUCUACGUUGGCAACAUCGACUUUGAACAGGACAGUAAAAGACAAAAUCCAAUAUUCACAGCAGAGAACCUACGCUCCGUCUUCGAAGAAUUCGGUGAAGUCGAGCAAAUUAACUUUCUACCAGAGAGAAACUGCUGUUUCAUCAACUACACCAACAUCAACAACGCUAUCUCAGCCAUUGACAAGAUCAAAUCCAAUCCAUCAUUCCAGGACUUGAAGAUCAACUUCGGUAAGGACCGAUGUGGUACCAUCCCGCACCAGAGACGCUAA
Messenger RNA from Torulaspora globosa, 1761 nucleotides. It is a transcript of the gene MRN1, whose product is annotated as Mrn1p. Gene Ontology annotation, cellular component: cytoplasmic stress granule. Bases 1 to 1761 code for a protein of 586 amino acids. Gene Ontology annotation, biological process: mRNA splicing, via spliceosome. The record is from RefSeq and is a predicted model, not a curated record. Gene Ontology annotation, molecular function: mRNA binding. NCBI's taxonomy places the organism in Eukaryota, Fungi, Ascomycota, Saccharomycetes, Saccharomycetales, Saccharomycetaceae. The transcript has a single exon.